Molecule: messenger RNA, 1451 nt
Organism: Danaus plexippus (monarch butterfly)
Lineage: Eukaryota; Metazoa; Arthropoda; Insecta; Lepidoptera; Nymphalidae
Exons: 3
Coding region: 244-978 (244 amino acids)
Source: RefSeq, a predicted model, not a curated record
GAGACAAAAUAACUGAUAAACUACGUAAUAAUAUAAUCUGCUUGGAUCGUGCUUGAUUAACAUCAUGAAAUAGGUUACAAAACAUUACUAUUAUAUCCAUAAUAAAGUGUACGUGAGAUCAAAUUGUAACAAUGGAAUGUUUUAAUAAAACAAAGGGCUACUUCGAACUUAUUUAACGUCAUUAUUGAAGUAACUAUUCAGUGCAGACGGCAUUUCGUAAUACAAAAUCAAUUGAACAAAAUAAUGUUACUCUUCGAAUUAAUAUCUAAGAUAAUUAUCGUUGUUAUAUCUGUACUUCCAAUGAAAUUAUGUAAUGAAACCUUAAGGAGAACUGCACCAGUACCAAGUGUGGAGGUAAUUGUAAAAGAUGAGAGACUUCUCAGGGCAAUUUGUCCUCACUUUAAAAAUGUAGGUGAAAUAAAUCUGGACGGAAUGGUGGGCUUGUGGCGGCCUGUUUAUUACCAAGUGUCUUAUAACGUGCCUUGCCAUGAUAUGCUCAUAAGAAAAGUUACUUCCAAGGAGAAAAAUCAAAACAAUGAAAAGUAUGGGGAUUUUAAUGGAACAGUCAUAUGGGAUGAUUGCAAUCUUGAAAUUAAAACGAGCGAUUCUUCUCGGAAACAUUUUUUGCAAGGAUGCCAUAAAGGUUUAGGUGUUCUUGAGAAUAUAGCCGUCGAGCUAACAGAAUUCCACAAUCAAAAAAUGUUUAUAGAUAAAACUCCUACCCUUAUCGAUGAGACUGCAGACCAGUGGCUUGUGAUGGAAAAUUUGCUCCUCAUGAAAGAUUGUGUGUCUGGGAAAAUUGUUAUCUUCUCCAGAAAUUCUUAUCAGCCCAAACUACAUGAGGUGAAGAAAGCUAUCAGAGGAUUUGGUACCAAUGGCGAUGGUGAUUGGGCAUGCCGCGAAACUAAGCGAACAGGAGAACCUCAAGCUUUUGAUGGUGAAUAUGAGUCUGAUAGUGAUGUCAUAUUUUUUGAAUGAAUAUUUUCUACUUUUCUAUAUAUUUCAAUAAGAUAUAGCUCGAAAUUUGUUGUGUCACUAUAGUAUAUUUUUUGAAAAAGUGUCUAUAAUAUUAUUGAAAAAAAAUUGUCAAAGAUAAAAUAAAAAUACUAAAAAUUUCGUAAUCUUUCUGUCACCUUAUGCAAAUUUAAUAUAACCGUUGCUUCUAAUGUGGCCCAAGAUUUUUAUUUUGAUAACUAUGUGUGGUAAGAAGGUCUCGUCUUGAUUGUUUCUGACUAUGCAGCGUUGGUGGUUAAGAAAAUUGUACGUUUGGGAAUAAAAUGCAGGAGAGUUGUUGUUUUGUUAUAGCGAUAAUUACUGUUCCUCCAAUCUUUGUACAAUUAUUACUGGAGCAUAAAACUUGUUUCUUGUUUUGCGUUCGUGUAUGUUUUUAUUCAUCAAAUAUUUUUUUAAACUAUGAAGACAUAUGAGAUGAAAAAAUUAAUUAAUUGUUU